Messenger RNA from Gastrolobium bilobum, 573 nucleotides. RefSeq names its product non-specific lipid transfer protein GPI-anchored 31-like. Lineage: Eukaryota; Viridiplantae; Streptophyta; Magnoliopsida; Fabales; Fabaceae. Bases 1 to 573 code for a protein of 190 amino acids. The transcript is spliced from 3 exons. The record is from RefSeq and is a predicted model, not a curated record.
AUGGCAUCAAAGUUGUCACUCUUCAUUCUCUGUGUUGUGGCCAUCUGGGCCGUUGAUGUGGCUCAUGGUGGUGCUUCAGGUUCACCAAAUCAUGCUCCAGCACCAUCCGUGGAUUGUACAAGCCUGGUCAUGGGCAACAUGAUGGAUUGCUUGUCCUUUGUUAGCAACGACAGCACGGCAACCAAACCAGAAGGAACAUGCUGCCCUGGCUUAAAGACUCUGCUUGAAACUUCUGCAGAGUGCCUCUGUAAGGCUUUCAAGGCUAGCUCUAGCUUUGGUGUGACCUUGAAUGUCACUAAGGCUUUGACUCUUCCUGCUGCUUGCAAACUCUCUGAUCCUUCUCUCGCUAACUGUGAAUUGUCCGAAACACCCGCUGGUUCUUCUGCUGGAAGCCUCUCUCCACCAUCUUCUCCUGCAUCUCCAGCACCGCCGGGGAACGCAGCAUCAGCAUUGUCCCCCAAGAUAUCUCCACUACCGAAAGCAUCUCCCAAGAACGCAGCAUCAGCAUUGUCCCCCAUUUCAGCUGGAUCCCUUUUUGUUUGCCUUUUGGUAGCUUUAUUCUCGGGCUUUUGA